This is a messenger RNA of Paraglomus brasilianum, 148 nucleotides long. The record is from the annotation of a GenBank genome assembly. NCBI's taxonomy places the organism in Eukaryota, Fungi, Glomeromycota, Glomeromycetes, Paraglomerales, Paraglomeraceae.
AUGUGGAGUUGGUUGCUUGCUCUGGCUAUGGAAGACUGGGUUUUUCACUUCGUGAAAUUAUUCUUCUCCAGAGCAAGAUUUGAUUUUGGCAGAGCCGCGAGUAGUAUGAUGGGAGACAGUCAAUCGAACAUUUGUCUCAAGGACAACG